AAAACAUCGGCUUCUGAAGUAAUUGGCAAGUGUCAUGAACCAUGUAAGUGCCAGAUUCUACUUUGUGGAUCUUCACAUACCAAUAUAACUCUUCUUGUUGACUUACAUUUUCAGCUGCCUAUUUGCUAUUAUUGCGGUUCAAAUGACAUCUGAAUUCUGAUUGGUCGAAACACAAGGACAGAACCUCUCUCUCCUUCUCUGAUUUAGCUGAAAUCUGAAGAGCCAAGCUAAAGUGUCUGAAUGGUAUAAAAAGUGAAUAAGAAAUAGGGAAUAAAGUUAAAUCAAGUAAUUCACAGGAUUGUGUACGGUGAAUUUACAAUAUGCGCGAUUUUAUUUGUAGAAAAUACUUCGACAUUUUUUGGAAUUAAGUCAAAAGCCGUCCUCUUUUUGUACAACAUUAAACACUCCAUUUUUUCAAGUGUAAAAUAAAAUUAGAGAGAGAAAAAAAAGAAAAUAUUCUUUUUUGGUCCUGAAAGAAAAAUAUAGAUUUUCAGUCUUACAUCCUUGCUUGCUUGAGGUGUUUAUUGUAGAAAUAGUAGAAAAACCUUCUCAAAAUUCCACCGCGGACAAUCAAGUCAGCUACCUGUGAUUACAAUUAUCUUUUCCUUAAUAUAUUUGCCCUGCCUACUUACUUGUCUAGGUUAUUAGAUUGCAGCAUAUAGGAGCGAGAGUACAGAACUGAAAUAUUAAAUCAACUUUUAACACCCGUAUAUUCUGUUAUUAUUUUAUAUGUCCAUAAUUUGCGUGCGUCCCGCCCAGUGCAAUAAAGCCUGUAGGUAGCAGUCAAAAUAAGCCCACUUAACACGACGAUUUACCUGGUUAAAAUUGGUAAAUAGCUGCUCAGACAAUACCGUCGUUAAUUUUCACUUUUAACCUGGCUGAAAUUGCUAAUGGUUGAAGGCUUUUCCCAGUAUUUCCGAAUUCCGGUGAUUGAAAACAGAAAAUACGGUGCCAUAUUUUGACGAGCAACCUCUCUUUCUUUUAAAUAAUGCUCAUUCCACUUUUAGUCUCCACUCAUAAGUUGUUACCUUUAUGCACAUAACUUACUUGAAGACUAGUUUAUCGUUUUAUCUGGUCAGUUUUGCGCACUUUUAACACUGAUGUAGUGCAAAUUAUGACCUCGUAAACCUGAAAAACUGCCCAAACCAAGCUCUUUAAAGGACCAGUAAUUCAAAUUUACCUUUUCAGAAAGUUUGCCCAAACUGCCAUUUAAAAGUUUAUCUCCGACCUAGUUCACUCUUUAUUGUUGUUUUUAUUGUUCUUUUAAUGCUCUUAGAGUAAACGAAACUUGGUAUACCUUCGCAGCUUUGAGUUUUUUUGAUAGCGUUAUAUGACUCAAUAAAAUUGUCUUCUGAACAAUUUGAGCAAUCAGAGCGAACAAAAUUUAUAGACUUUAGAGCAAAUUUUUAUUUUUAAGGCUUACAAUUAUUGCAGCUCUUGUGUUUAUAGCUUUUUCUGUAGUUCAUUCUUUAUCAUCAAAAACAGACAAAAAAUACUGAAUCAAUUAUCAAAAUAUUACUUGAAACGAUUCAAAUAAAUUUAUAUUACGAUUGACUCAACUAUAAAAUUUGAUCCGGUCUAGAACGAGGUCAGCCUUUUGAAGAGAGAAGACCUAUUUAUUGCCAGCACCUUGAUAACCUAUUUUUACAAUCGAAACAGAUCUAAAAUUGGUCAUUAAUUCGUCUUACAUCUUAUUCAAGUUCAUUAAGCUGGACACUUUUUAUUUUAAUCCAAUUUCAGUUUAUCGUUGCUCUUAAAUCGUUUGCCAACUAAAACUUAAAUUAUCAGCAAACUUGGAUGAUGUUUUCAAAUUGUGUCUCAAAUAACUUGUUGAAGCUAUUUAUAGCACUCUCAGCGUUCCAUGCUAUCAACUGUGCUCAGAGUCCAAAACUGGAGGUUAUAUGUGCACCCAAGACGAUAGCAAACGAGGGAACCCAGGCGAAUCUGGAGUGUACUUACACGGUUCCAAAUGACGUCAAGGUCAAAGGUGUCACCUACGACCACAACGGGCAAACAGUCUACACGUAUCAAGUCGGAUCUGAGCCAAUAGUGACAGACGACGAGUUCCAAGGAAGACUGAGCAGAUAUGGGAGUGAACUGAUGCCUAGCAUCAAUAGUAUCUUCAGACAACCUGAGGGGGAACUGGAGGUGGGGAGCAGUGUGACCUUGACCUGCGAGGUGGAUGCACAGGACUCAUCUCCUACCAUCUCAUUCUUCCAGAAAAAAGAGGAGUUUGGGAAGGGGACAGAACGAUUUGCUUCCCAGAAGCCAACAUUCACCAUCAAUUCCGUCAGCAUCUCAGAUGCCGGAGAGUGGUACUGCUUAGCCGAAAACUCAGUUGGAAGUUCGCAGUCCAGUAAACUCCAGCUCAUUGUGAAACACAUUCCUUUUGCUGUGAGUCAGAACCCGAGGCAGUUCAAUGCGUCACUGGGAACAAACGCGAGACUAGACUGUCAGUUCGAGACUUACCCCGCCUUAAAGAGAUCCACUUGGUAUCAGAGAGAGACGACAGCCUUCGGAAGAGUGAACUGGCUACCCGUAGAAUCAUUAUCCCUAAUUAGUCCCAACUCAUUAGAGAGCAGCGAGGGCAGCAGUAGUAGUAGUUAUAGUGGUGGUGGUGGAAGGUUCAAAGAAGGUGUCGCGGGAGCAGACACAGCUGUGUUACAUAUCAGGGCAGUGGAGGCGGGUGACUUGGGGGUGUACAAAUGCAGUGCCGAUAAUGGGGUGGGCAAAGGGGAGUGUGAAGUCAGACUAGAAGAAGGCGAAGAGAUCAUUCCAAACACGAGCAAAAGGACAUCUGACAAGUCAGUUUCGUCAAGUCCCAGUCACGGUUUUACUCUAACAUUGACUUUGAUUUCCCUUCUACGGACGUGUGAACUGUUUUGGUGACGCAGUUUGGCAGUCGACAGCUUUCCAUUAUCAUCAAAAAAGCAUCAGAGGCUCUAGCUUUUGGUUAAGCUCAAAUUCCAUUAAUGCUUCAGACUCAUAAACCAAGAAAAUGCCAAACAAUAGAAAAAAAUGGUUGCCAAAAAACUCUUCUUUUAUUAUUUCUGUUUUCAUUUUUCUGUUUCACUCAAAUUUUCAAUUUGAACAAAUUAAAUUUGUAACCAAUAAAAAUCGUAAAUUACUUC
Symsagittifera roscoffensis is the source of this 3131-nucleotide messenger RNA. RefSeq names its product lachesin-like. Gene Ontology annotation, biological process: homophilic cell-cell adhesion. NCBI's taxonomy places the organism in Eukaryota, Metazoa, Xenacoelomorpha, Acoela, Convolutidae. The record is from RefSeq and is a predicted model, not a curated record. Gene Ontology annotation, cellular component: plasma membrane.